GGGGUGGGGGUCCCACACUGACAGCGAUGGGAGGGGCAGUGGCCUGGCUCUUGGAAGCUGACGUCCCCAGGAUUGUCGUCCCCAUGGAAGCCUGCUGUGGGUUUUGAAGGAACGGUGCACCUCGGUUCCCUAUGAGUCCUGCUCUGGGUGAGAGAGGGGGUGGUGAGAAGUGUAUCUCCCACCGCAGGGCAGGGUGAGGCUUCACUGCCAGGCCCAGCAGCCCUUUGAGGACAGAAGGACACAGAGCAGAGCAGAUGGGGGCAGCUCCACCCCCACCCUGGGCUGCACAGACAGGGACAGGCAAAUGCUGAGGUUUUCCUCUGUUGGUACCACUUGGGUCCCCACAGCCAAAAGUCAGUCUGUGCCACCAAAGGAGGGCAGUUCUGAGAUGUUCUUGGGAUUGGAGACUUCCCUCUGGGCCCUUCGUUAUGGCUGCCCCAGGAAGGAGUCAAUGGCCCCUAACCCAAAGGUGCUCCAAGCACCCUGGGGUACCUGGUUCAUUUCCAAGUUGAGAUCAGCAGAUUCUCCACAGGAGUGCCCCGGCUCCCCUAAAUAACAGAGCAUCUCUCUGGGGAUUAAGGAGGUCAUCUGGGCCGGCGGCCACACAAUGGGUGGCUGGGUGCAGAAGGACAGUAUGGGCAAAGGGUUGGCCCACGAAUCUGCAAUUGUUGUCUACAUCUGGGAGAGGGAGAGGGAAGGAAGAGAGGGUAUAAAUAGAAACCUUUCGAGGCCCAGGAACAGGUGAAUAAGCAGAAGGCAGUCACGUGUCCUCUGAAAGCCACAUGUGGCAGCAUGGUGCCAGGCCAUGGCCCACAGGAGAGGCUCACACCUUCUCCUGUCUGUGCAGGACCUGCCCUUCCACACGCCUUCAUGGGGUACACACACCUCCAGUAAGGCUGGAAGGGUGGGCCCUGUUCCCAAUUCAACCACUCCCCAGACUUUCAAAGCCUGUUUUCUCAUCUGCAAAACUGUGGGAAUGUGAGACACUGUGUGUCACAGCCCUCCUCCCACUGUCUCUGCACGGGUUCUCCCACAGACUCCCUGCAGUGCCUACCACGCCCUCCAAGCCCGUGCUGUCCUUUCUCACUUCCUCUAGCCCAGCACCUGGGCCUUAAAAGACUCUGCUGGGAAGGCAGGCCUGCUACACAGCCAACGACACACCCUGUGGCUUUCAGGAGGCCAGCCAGGUGCUGUGUCCACCGCCCAGAGACUGCCCCAUCUGACCCCUGAACUCUUGAAAUGUCCACAUCAAAAGGGACCAGACACCUAGCUCUUUGCUGCAUUGAGGAUUCCAAAGCACACUGAAGGAGGAACAUGGCUGCCCAGAGACACAGACAAGCUGUUGCAAAGUGCACAGCUUUGCCCUCUUUGAUUAAACUUCCUGUAACCACAUAUUACAAUAGAAUCUCUUGGGAUUCCAGAAUUCCAGGCGGUGUCCUUUCUCCCACCAUUUGAGUUUUCUGGAUGCCUGGAACCAACUCCUAAAACACUGUCUCCAGGGGAAGAGGUCCACUGGAAAGGCUUGCCCAGGCCAGCUCACCCCAUUGGUCACCACUAUAGCUGAUCAGGGCUUGUGCUUAUCGAUCUUACCGUGGCGGGUCUGAGCAGGAGGCGGGGCGGGUUAACCGGCUGGAGUCGGGGUUCUCCCAGGCUGGGUUCCGCGCAAGGUCUCACUCCCUGCGCACUGGAGCCGCCUGGGCUUCCGCCGAGCCCUGACCUCCGCCCUUUAGUCUGCGACCAGUGGGUGCGUCAGGCCCCGGGGGUCGACGUGACUCGCGGUGCGCGCCAGAGAGGUCCCGUGGGCAGGACACGCCGGCCACGCGCUCCGGCCCCCACGCCGCGCACCUGUCCUGGGCGUGGCCCCGGAGCCUGGUCCCGCGGUCCCGCCCCGCCCCGCCCCGCCCCGGCCGCUCCCCGCGCUGAUUGGCCGAGGCGGCGCGCUAUGCUAAUGAGCCUGACCCGGCCCGCACCUGCCGCGGCGCUGCGGACCCGCCUUCUGUGGAUUCGCUAGCGGGACCUGCACCCGCGAGGAACCAUGCCGCGCUCCUUCCUGGUGAAAACGCACUCCAGUCACAGGGUCCCCAACUACGGGGAGCUGGAGACACAGAGAGAAAUCAAUGGCUCCUGUUCUGCCUGUGGGGGGCUGAUGGUGCCCCUCCUUCUCCCAGACAGGGCAGCCCCUCCCAUUUCUGCUGAUCCUGCCCAGCCCUGGGACCACACCUCUGUCGUCACCUGCAUCUCCCUGUCCCUCCCAGAAGCUCGGGGGACCUCUGAGCCAGAUCCCUUGGAAGUCAGCCUGAUGGACCCUUGUGCUGGCCAGGCUCCCAGCAUACCCCUCAAAGACAGCCUGAACCACCUCAAUCUGCCCCCACUGCUGGUUCUGCCCACACGGUGGCCCCCAAUUCUAGGCCUAGGCGGGGACCAGCCUCCAGACAGACUGCUGGGGGCUGAGCAGGCCCCUUGUGCCCCAGGGGGCUUCCAGUGCAUCCACUGCCACAAGCUCUACCACACACUAGCUGGGUUGGCCAGGCACCGGCAGCUGCACUGCCACCUGCAGGCUCAGCGCUGCUUCACCUGCAAGUAUUGUGACAAGGAGUACUCCAGCCUGGGGGCCCUCAAAAUGCACAUCCGCACGCACACGCUGCCCUGCAUUUGUGCCAUCUGUGGCAAGGCCUUCUCCAGGCCCUGGCUGCUCCAGGGCCACAUCCGGACCCACACAGGUGAGAAGCCUUACGCCUGCUCUCACUGCAGCAGGGCCUUUGCCGACCGCUCCAAUCUCCGGGCCCACCUGCAGACACACUCGGACACCAAGAAAUACCAGUGCAAGAGCUGCGCCAAGACCUUCUCCCGCAUGUCGCUCUUGGUGAGGCAUGAGGAGUCUGGCUGCUGCCCCGGUCCCUGAGAGGCAUGGGUCUGGUGCUGCAGGAGGGACGAGACCUCACCCAGAGACAUCACGGCUGGCGACCCUCUUCGCAGCCUCGUGCUGCCUGGUGUGCUCAGAGGAGCUGGCAGUCCCGGAGGGCAGGAGCUCAGCCUCCCACUCUCAGGUGCGUUCGCUGCACACCACAGCCAGAACAGCCCAGCGGGGCGUCGGGGUGUGCCAGGGCCCGUGGAGGGUCUCCUGCCCACUCUGCCCACUCAGAGGGGACGACUUUCAGCAAAACAAGAACCACUGUUUUGUGUUCCACUUGCUCUGGUUUCAGCUUCUGUGUCUCUAAGCAUUAGACUGUUGGGGACUGUUGCCAGCAUGGGCUGUGCCUGCCAUUAAGACAAGGAAUGGGGCCUUCGGAUCGCUCCGCAGCUCCACGCGAACAGUCUGACUUGUGCGAGCACACUCACAGUCCAGCCUGCGUGGGAAGAGCUACCUCAAGGCUCACCUCCCUCUGCCUUUGGCUUGGGAUCUGAGCCCCCGCAGCCUCAUGUUGCACAUGCGCACACGCCCUCCCCAUCUCACUAGGCUGUCCCUCAGGUGGAGCAGCACCCGGGGGAGCAGGAGCUGGGCCCCCUUCCCCAUCGUGGGGCAAUAAAGAGUCCACGUGCUCAGGCCUGUUA
Molecule: messenger RNA, 3552 nt
Organism: Pipistrellus kuhlii (Kuhl's pipistrelle)
Lineage: Eukaryota; Metazoa; Chordata; Mammalia; Chiroptera; Vespertilionidae
Gene: SNAI3
Product: snail family transcriptional repressor 3
Exons: 3
Coding region: 2036-2902 (288 amino acids)
Biological process (GO): regulation of DNA-templated transcription
Molecular function (GO): copper ion binding; RNA polymerase II cis-regulatory region sequence-specific DNA binding; DNA-binding transcription factor activity, RNA polymerase II-specific
Source: RefSeq, a predicted model, not a curated record